AUGGAAGUCUCUAACCGCAUGACUCAUGCGGAAAUCGACCACAUUAUGACAAACAGAAGAUGGUGCCUACUUGACACAUCGGUAGUCCCGUCAUUCUGUACUGGUUCCGAUCACCGCCUUCUUUGCGCGAGGAUUCGAUUCAGCCGCAAGUUGGAAACCAGCUUUCUUCAUCGACCACGAGGAAAAAGUCCAGCUGUAUACGACGAAAACAUUCUGAACGAAGUCCUAUCCAAACGUGACUGGCAGUUUAAAGAAGACUCGACGGAAGACUACGAGCUGCUUGUCGAAGGACUGAAAAGCUGCGCCGAAUUCGCCUCAGUUCCUCAAGCAAGAAAUUGA
Molecule: messenger RNA, 339 nt
Organism: Angiostrongylus costaricensis
Lineage: Eukaryota; Metazoa; Nematoda; Chromadorea; Rhabditida; Metastrongylidae
Source: the annotation of a GenBank genome assembly